Molecule: messenger RNA, 1563 nt
Organism: Cadophora gregata
Lineage: Eukaryota; Fungi; Ascomycota; Leotiomycetes; Helotiales; Ploettnerulaceae
Exons: 3
Coding region: 850-1515 (221 amino acids)
Source: RefSeq, a predicted model, not a curated record
CCUGUCUCGCCAACGCGUAAAUAAUGCCCUAUGACGCAAGGUAAACACUCGUCAUACCACGCUGAUCAAAACAGCUUCAAGGUACUUAACAACGGACUGCAUUAUUCUACAUCCCAUUCUUUCCUUCCCGCAAUUACAUAAACUACAGUUCUAGUGAUUAAUUGGACAAUUAUCAUUCACAAAAUCACCAAAGCGCAAAGCACUCGCGGAAUCCAGCUCCAACAAGGAUGCUGCCACCAAACCUCGCAAUGCAAAGGCUGCAAAGACCACAGCGAAAUCUGAUACUUCGAAAACUUCUAACGCGAAAGCAGGGGUUAAACCAAGCUCAAAAGCUACUGAGUCACCGAAAGAGAAAGCUUCUGCCACAAAGGAUGCGAGUAAACCGAAGGCACAGGAUGUAAAGUACAGCAAUGCAAAUACCCUCUCCAAGAAACCCGAAUGGGCGAACCUCCAAUGGCCGAAUAUCGGCGAUUUCCUCGACGACGAGGACCAAGAUAUGCCCGAGGAUGGGCAACUUCUAGACGAGUUUUGCUACCGGGUAUCUGACCUCGGCAUUCCCGUCACAGAAGAUGGAAUGAAGCAGUGCGAGAAACUGGACAAGGAGUAUUCGAAGAGGGAUCAAGAUAGACAUGACAUGCAUAUCUACAAUGACUGGAAUGGAUGGGGCAUGUGCGAGCUGUUGGAGAAUUAUGUUCGUGCUUCCUAAAUGGUAUUCACUUGGUCAGUUGUUAGAAGCUAAUGAUGUGCUAGUUGAAAGAUUUCAACAAGGAUAUUCUCAAGAAGACAGCAAGUCCGUUCCAGAAGUGGGCGUACAUUGAAGGACUAGCGGUGUUCCUCUUUGGUGCCCAGAUGGAAUUGGUAUACUUCAUCAGUACGUUCCCCAUCAAUAUCGUCCCGCAGAGUUCUAACAUUCAAUCAGACAACGAGGAUGGUGACCGCACAAGAGAGAUUGCCCAGCUCUUCGGAACCAUGAUCCUCACUGCCUUCGAAGCCCUCCAAGAGCAUGACUUGUUCAAACCCGACUCGGAAGUCAAUAAUAUCGGUAUCAUCUCAUUGAUUCUUCUCCAGUUCGUGGAAUGCGACGCUGUUGAUUUGGACUGUGAUUGGGCUCCUGAAGUUGUGCGACUGUGUGAUGAGGCGGGUAUCAAGCUUGAUGAUGUUGUGAGGAAGCAGGUCAAGGUUGACAAGAAGGAUAUCAAGAAAUGGAGAGAUGAGUACAAGAAGAAGCAGACGAAGAGUAAAUAUGCAAGUAAAGAGGAUGGUGGGAAUGGGUAUAAGCAUUUUGCCGAGAAAAAGGAUUGGAAGCUGGAAGAUGACUUGGAGAAUGAGUGCAAGAUGUGGUACGGGUGGGAUUGGAAGCUUGAGUAUGAUGUCUUUCAGAAGAGUGGAAGUCAUCCCGGAGGAACGCAUUAUGAUAUCAACAAGAUGAGUAAGGCUCAGAAGAAGUCCCAUACUCUGGGCACGAAGGCAUUCUCAAGGAGGAUUGGAAUUGAGUCCGAUGGGUACGAGUCCUGAUCGGCUCUCCAAUCGGCCGUUGUAAACUUGGGAUCGAGACAGGGAACU